AUGGCUGACCAAUCUACCACUGACCUGAAAUAUGGUCACUUUGGUCAAAUCAUUUACAACCCUGACGAUCAAGUCUGGCUAUUUCCCAGGAUCCUCGAAUCUUCGCCCACAUUACUGCCCCUCGGCACAUCGCAGCUCGUCUUCAAAUCGCAGCAUUCCCAAGCCCGAGUAGAUCCUGUCACCACAGAGAAACCGAGCGUUCACCUCAAUCGUCAGCUUUCUGAGCUCCUCCGUUUCGAUCCUACCACUGCUCCGAGCGCCCAUAUCCUUGCUGAGCCUGCUGUUGCAUCGCAAGAGAUUCAGAAGACUGUACUUCGCCAUGAUCCCACCACUGGCCAUCUGUUGGCUUUUGGUCGAGUACCCGAUCAUACUAUAAAGCGCUCCACACCAAUCGUUGCCUUCCCUGCUGCAGAUCAUGCCCACAUCCUGCGCCUUGUGCAGAUUCAGCCUCAGAAACACGGCUGGGAACGCAAUAAAUCUAUUUGGAUUGAUGUACCGAGGCUUUCUGGUGAGUCCGGCACCUGGCAUGCUCCCCAUCCAAUCCGUCAGAUCUGUUUUGCAGACACCGACGAGGACUCGAAUCUUGCCCGCACUCUGGCUGUUCGCACCACCAUCGCCGUUCAUGUCCUGCGAAUUGCUGCGAGAAAACAUGCCUCAUCAUGGAAUUCUCUCGCUGGUACGCCGUCUCGCUUCCACACAGAACAAUUGUGCACUCUGAGCCUGAAUCUAUUUGGAGGUCUAGCCCCCGCUCAUGUGGCCUUCAACCAUUGGUACCCUAAGCAAUUCGUCACUGUCGACCAAUAUGGUACCUGGCAUGUCUGGGACUCGAGUCUGAGACAGAUUCCUUCUGAGCAUGGCAAGCCAAUCGAGCUCUGCCGCGGCGCUACCAAUGACCAAGUCAUACCCGAUCAUGAAACAACUGCUAGUUUAUUGGACGACGGCUGGGGCAGAGCGAUGUGGGCUGGCAACGUGCAGACUAUUGUCACUGCUAGCAGGAGAUGCUUGGGCAUAUAUGACAUCCAAGGAAAACCUGUCAGACUCCAGUCUCCCAAUCUCGGCCUUGAUGGGACUCCGCACUGGAUCCUCGAUAUCAUGCUAAAUCCCCUGGACCCAACUCUUAUAUUCGUUUUGACCUCAACUUCCUUGUUCUGCUUACGUGUGCGUUGUCUGGACGAGUUUAAUCCAGAGAGUUAUGACACUGCUGGUGCCGAGGUAGUAUUACAAUGUAGGCACUUCAGAGACUCGGAGGAUACGGGGCUUGGUCUCUCUAACUUUGUUGAUGAUAUGGAUGUCGUUGUGUUGAUAAAAUCUUCAUUGAGCCCACUCGCAACGAGUCAUCGCUUUACGGCAGACGAGUCUUCUCCUCAAUUCUUGAGGAUCGCCGAUGCCACUCAACUUGUUCUGCCAGAACUCCCUUCUACUGCGACUGCUUCACCUGCAGCCCUGACUUUCCAGAUUCAGCCUGUUCAGUAUGGAGAGAGUGGCCACCACGAACAACCAUCCGGCCCUGGAAAGACUUAUCAAGAUUCUUUUGUGAGAUUUUUUGUUACGACCGCUAUCACAAGCGAUAUGGCCGUUGUGCAGAAGCUAUAUUAUGCGUUUCCAAGCACAGUUGACGGGUCGUCACUGCCGAAAGUCUUGCACCCCGAUUGGCACGGAAGACUUAUACACAGUCGCCCACGACUACAAGAGACUGGUUUUAUUGAAAAAUCGAAAGUCAUUCAAGGGCUAACGAAUACUAGAGAAGAGCAAGAUGAAACGGUGUCUUCCCAUCCUGAUACCCUGAAGUCAACAAAAGACAACUGGACUAUGGUAUACGAGCUUGCCCAUGCUCGAACAACUAGCGCAGCUUCACAAACAGAAGAAUUCUCGCGUGCGCUCGCACGUGUGAAUCGAGCACUCGAGGCUUCUGAGGCUUUUGAGAAUGGCCAUACACUCUUGUCGGAAAUUUGCGAUAACCAAACCUUAAUACCUGACAUAGAUCAAGCUGCUACAGAGUUCAGCAAUUUGGUUUCUUCUAGGUCGCAGCAUGAUGAAGACAUGCAAGGGGUUGACCAGAAAUUACAGCUUGCGCGCAUUAGCAGCAACUCUGCCCUAAAUCUUGGUCUCAACAGCGAUCCGGAUCUAACAGCCGUCUACGAUACCAUCAUAGCGCAUUGGCUGACCCCACUAUCUCAGACGGUGCCUGGAAGGGUGCGACUUGUUAAGGAACAAUUAGCGCGAAGAAUUGCUGCUGAGAUAUGUCUCGCAAGCCAUGUUAUCAGACAGACACCAGUGAGGCCAAGUGAAGAGGAGACAGCAGCAGAGACGCAGGCUACAGAGGAUGAUUUUUCUUCGCAAACGAACUUUCCUCAAUCGUCUCUCCCAACACCGUCACCAACAGCCACACCGUCGUUGACUACUGUCACCUCCUUGUCUAGUCACCCAUCGACCUUGGUGUCUUCUGAAUUUGCACGCCUCAGACGGUACACCACUUUCUCAUCGGAAAAGCCUACUCCUGCACCCCUACCCAAGGGUCUUACUAAUACGCUCGCGCAUUGGACUCUUGACGGUAAUCCCGAUGACUAUGAUUGGCUUGCCGUUCAGCGAGAACAGGAGAAGAAGGCCGAGGAAGAGGAUGAGGACCUGACACCGAAAGAGCGAGCGAGGUUGAAGCGCCGUGCCGAGAGAAUGUUGCUGAAGCAGAGGCGCGAAUCGCAGAAAGCAUCUGCUAUGGACUUUGCAAGUAGCCAAGUUCCUGGCAUCGUAAGCGCGAGUCAGCCUGCAUUCGCGACUCCUUCUAGAAGCGAAGCACCGAAGGUUCCUCAGUCUGCCAGAGCAGCAAGUCAGGGCACCCAGCUGCUAGCCAGCUCCCAAGCUCAGCCAAACAUGUUCACAAGCCAAGUGCAGCCUGGGCGUUUUGGUGGAAAACCGGCAAAGAAAAAGCGCAAGGUUGGGUUUUAG
Messenger RNA from Aureobasidium melanogenum CBS 110374, 2943 nucleotides. RefSeq lists its product as uncharacterized. Gene Ontology annotation, molecular function: RNA polymerase I transcription regulatory region sequence-specific DNA binding; RNA polymerase I general transcription initiation factor binding. NCBI's taxonomy places the organism in Eukaryota, Fungi, Ascomycota, Dothideomycetes, Dothideales, Saccotheciaceae. The coding region runs from base 1 to 2943 and encodes 980 amino acids. Gene Ontology annotation, biological process: nucleolar large rRNA transcription by RNA polymerase I. Gene Ontology annotation, cellular component: RNA polymerase I core factor complex. The transcript is spliced from 2 exons. The record is from RefSeq and is a predicted model, not a curated record.